Messenger RNA from Penicillium hordei, 753 nucleotides. Its product is annotated as SGNH/GDSL hydrolase family protein. Lineage: Eukaryota; Fungi; Ascomycota; Eurotiomycetes; Eurotiales; Aspergillaceae. The coding region runs from base 1 to 753 and encodes 250 amino acids. The transcript has 4 exons. The record is from RefSeq and is a predicted model, not a curated record.
AUGGCCCUUGCCUUUGACAAAGUGGUGCUAUUUGGCGACUCUAUUACUCAGCUCGCGUACGAUCAAGGAUGCGGGUUCUGCUUUGGACCAGCAAUGCAAAAUGCAUACUGUCGCAAAUUUGAUGUAAUCCAACGCGGGUUCGGAGGCUAUAACUCCGACCAUGCUGCUACUAUUAUCAAACGCCUUGUCGACCAGGAGACGGCCGUGAAAUCCAUUGUUUUCUUCGGCACAAAUGACUCCAUCGUCCCUGAAUCGGCGAACCACGUCCCUCUAGCAAGAUACAAAGAGAAUCUUAGGCAAAUCGUCGCCACAAUCGAGCAAGCUGGUGCUAAAGUUGUUCUCGUUGGGCCAGGCCCCUUUAACCAUCACCAGUUCGUGGCGGCGAAUGGAAAGGAUUUCUUCUGUGAUCGGACUACCCUUCGUGCGCGUGCAUACUGUGACGCGGCCAUGGAGGUUGGCGUAGAGUUGAACGUCCCAACAGUUCCGCUCUGGUAUCUCGUAAUGGAAGAAUUGGGCUGGAAGGAGGGUAAUGCGAUCUAUGGUCUAGCGGAACUUCCUGCUGACAAUCCCCUAAACGAGUACCUGAGCGAUGGAGUGCACUAUCUUGGUAAGGCCUACAAAGUCGAAUUUACAAAUGUGAUCAAGGCCAUCAAGGAGUUCUAUCCCGAGCUCGAUCCCGACCGCAUCCCCGAGAAAUUACCAGCGUGGGACGCGAUCACAUCCCUGGAUGUGCUGUAUGAAGCUAUAGCAUAG